CCUCAACCAAGAACGACGACCGAUUUAUUAUUGCGCAACAUUUUGCCACCAUCAGAAAAAAAUCCUACCUGUCAUUGUCAUUUUCAUCAUCAAAAUUUCCAGUCGCAAUGACAUCGAAAGAAUUCAAGCAAACGGCCAAAACGGUUCGUACGAAUUUCCAAAAACACGCCCGAGCCAUGGACAGCGACAUACAAAUGCUGAUUCAUUCAUUGCUGGAUGUGAUUGAUUCGAAAAUAGUUGCCCUCAAAAAAUUGCUGAAAUUGCGAGCUUAUAUACACAAUAUUGCUGCCACUGAUUAUAUAGUCGAUGAACCAAAAACUGAUUCCUUAGAAGAUUUUUCUUCAAUGAUUUAUGAAGCUGACCAAAACUCUUUACCCAGUGACAAUGACGAGCAAAAACGCAAAUUCCAAGCAGAUAUUGCUGACUUAAAAAGCCUUUGCCAAAACCCCAAGAAGACUUUGGACAAAUACAUUUAUUUGUCGGACAUUAAACCUCAGCAAUUGCAGGAAACCAAGGACAGUUUGGUGCAUUUGGGCAAAGCCGAUUACGAAAGUGUUUUGGACAUAUUGAAUAUGGUAUUGAAAUCUUAUAAAUUGCAAGAAGAUGUUAAGUCCAGAAGGACAAGGUCUUUUGUGGAUAACAAUAAUAAUAAUAAUAAUGGACAAGAGAUAGGUGGCAGGAAAAUUGCUUCGGACAGUGUUUGUUUGGGUGCUAGAAAAUUGAAGAAUAUUAAGAAGCAUACUUGUAGUGUUUAGCAAUUUUAACAAAUUAACUAUUUUUCAAAAACAAUAUUUAUGUAUAGGUAUAUUCAUGGUUCUGGCUCUAUCUUUACAAAUUCUCAGCUCAAUUAUUAAGAAAUUUUAGCUUGAAUUAUAAUUAGUAAAGAAAAUAAAUAUGCAACGUUAUUAAAAACCCAUUUUUUAAGAAUAUUAUGUUUUGCCUGUUUUCUGUUUUUGAUAAUAUUAGGAUUAUGAUGAUUUUCCACAUUCAUCUUUUGACAGGUGAUCUUUAUCAACAUUGUGUCCAUUUUCUUUCAAAAUCUGUACGGUUUUAUGGCACUUGUGUAUGUGUAUGUGUGUGUUGAAGGUGUCAGUUGUACCGUACC
Messenger RNA from Ceutorhynchus assimilis (cabbage seed weevil), 1105 nucleotides. The record is from the annotation of a GenBank genome assembly. Lineage: Eukaryota; Metazoa; Arthropoda; Insecta; Coleoptera; Curculionidae.